AUGCAACUCCACCAGUUCCUCCCUCUCGCCGCCAUGGGUGUCCUGGCCCUCACCACCACGGCUGAAGCCACUCCUCUCUCAUCCCGCAGCGAAAGCAUCAAGAUCACUACCUGGUCCGGCAACAACUGCGAGGGUUCUUCUGCCAACCCUGCCAUCUCUGGGUCUGGAGACUCCUGCUUUAUGAGUCUCCCUGGAGCGUCUUUCAACGUCGAUACCGGCGACAACAAGUGCAAGAUUACUACCUGGUCUGGCAACAACUGCGAAGGAAGUUCGGCGAACUUUGCGGGCAAUGUGCAGGGAUGUAUUGGCAUUCCGUUUGGGUCUGUUAGCAUCGAUUGUUAG
Molecule: messenger RNA, 342 nt
Organism: Aspergillus welwitschiae
Lineage: Eukaryota; Fungi; Ascomycota; Eurotiomycetes; Eurotiales; Aspergillaceae
Exons: 1
Coding region: 1-342 (113 amino acids)
Source: RefSeq, a predicted model, not a curated record